This is a messenger RNA of Aaosphaeria arxii CBS 175.79, 581 nucleotides long. RefSeq lists its product as uncharacterized. NCBI's taxonomy places the organism in Eukaryota, Fungi, Ascomycota, Dothideomycetes, Pleosporales. The coding region runs from base 80 to 469 and encodes 129 amino acids. The transcript has a single exon. The record is from RefSeq and is a predicted model, not a curated record.
AGGCGGUAAUUCCAACGGCAAUUUCAGCUUGAAAGAGGAAGACGAGUAUGGCAUGGACAUGGGCUGAUCGUCCCAUACCAUGCUCACUGUUAGACGUGCAAGGCUCUGUCAGCACAUACACACACAGAAGCGACUCUCAUUGUUGUCAUUUCCACCUGCGAUUCUUCCCCUGAUACCCUACAGCGAUACCCCACCCAGAUCCUGCACACGGCAAACCAAUAGACCAUGCCCUUUGCACGCCAAAGGCCUCUUGCUCCGCAUCGCUGGAAUGAUGAUAGGGCACAACGCCGUCUCAUUCGUCCUUGGACCGCACGCUCCAUUUCACCAGCCUCGGCUGGAGGUCCAUGACGUACCGUCCUUGCUGGCACACGACGGUCUAUGCGCGAACUUUUGCGUCUUCAUACCCAUCUCGUUACAUAAUCUAUCACGUCUUACACCAUUUCAUCAACUUCGGCGUCGUUUGGAGUAAGCAGCAAGCAUAUCCCUAGCCGUGUUACCGCCGGCAAGGUCUGGAGUUCCUUUAUUUUCACCCACUAGCUAUAUCUCUUUAUACAUGAAUUUUUCGGUCAACGCGAUAUAGG